Messenger RNA from Penicillium verhagenii, 705 nucleotides. Its product is annotated as glutathione S-transferase family protein. The record is from RefSeq and is a predicted model, not a curated record. NCBI's taxonomy places the organism in Eukaryota, Fungi, Ascomycota, Eurotiomycetes, Eurotiales, Aspergillaceae. The coding region runs from base 1 to 705 and encodes 234 amino acids. The transcript has a single exon.
AUGCCCCUCACACUCCACCACCUGAACUUCUCCCAAUCCGAGCGCAUAAUCUGGCUCGCCGAAGAACUCGGCCUCGACUACAAAUACGUCGAGCACCACCGCAACCCAAUCUUCGCCCCCCAAUCCCUCCGCGACCUCCACCCAGCCGGCACAGCCCCAUUAAUGGAGGACGACCCAUCCCCCGUAACAAACACCCGCGUCGUGCUCGCCGAGUCAGGCGCAAUCACAGACUACAUAGUCGCCGUGCACGGCCAGGGCCGCCUAGCACCAACCCCCAAAGACGGCGCCAUUUACCCGCAUUUCCUGGAAUGGUACCACUUCGCCAACGGCAGUCUGCAGCCCGGCCUAUUCCGGCUCCUGAUGGCCCGGACCGCAGGCCCAGACUCGCCGUUUGUGAAGCGCACGUUCGAGAAGUGGCAGGGGUAUUUGGAGAUGCUUGAGGCGCGGCUCGCGGUGACGGGGGCGUAUCUUGCUGGUGAGGAUCUGACGGUCGCGGAUACGAUGAGCUUUUUUACGUUGACGACUAUGCGGGGGUUCUGCCCUGUGGAAUUUGAUACUGAGAAGCAUAGGCAUAUUCUUGCUUAUUUGAAGAGGGUUUCGGAGCGCCCGGCUUAUAAGAAGGCUAUGGUGAUUUGUCAGGGGGAGGACUUUGAGCCUUUGGUUGGGCCUAAGGCGGAGCUUUGGCCUAUUUUGCGGAAUGUGUAA